This is a messenger RNA of Vicia faba (fava bean), 984 nucleotides long. The record is from the annotation of a GenBank genome assembly. Lineage: Eukaryota; Viridiplantae; Streptophyta; Magnoliopsida; Fabales; Fabaceae.
AUGUUAGAUACAUCAAGACACUAUUUCCCAGUUAAUGUUAUUAAGCAGAUAAUUGAAUCUAUGUCAUAUGCCAAACUUAAUGUUUUACAUUGGCACAUUAUAGACGAACAGUCAUUUCCUCUUGAAGUACCUUCAUAUCCGAACUUGUGGAAAGGUUCAUACUCAGAGUGGGAACGAUACACAAUUGAGGAUGCAUAUGAAAUUGUCAACUUUGCCAAAAUGAGAGGUAUAAAUGUGAUGGCCGAAAUGGAUGUCCCUGGUCAUACAAAGUCAUGGGGUAUUGGAUAUCCAGAUGUUUGGCCGUCACCCUCGUGUAAGAGCCCACUCGAUCUUUCAAAGGAGUCUACCUUUGAUGUACUUUCUGGCAUUAUGACAGAUAUGAGAAAAAUAUUCCCCUUUGAACUAUUUCACUUGGGUGGUGAUGAAGUGAAUACAGAUUGUUGGACCAAUACUUCUCGUGUGAAUAAGUGGCUUCAGAAUCAGAACAUGACUCCUAAUGAUGCUUACGAAUAUUUUGUAUUGAAGGCGCAAAACAUUGCUCUUUCGAAAAAUUGGACUCCUGUGAACUGGGAAGAAACCUUCAAUUCAUUUGCGACAAAGCUCCACCCGCAAACUAUAGUGCAUAAUUGGUGGAGCUCCGGUGUUUGCCCAAAGGUUGUUGCAAAAGGCUUGAGGUGUAUUUUCAGUAACCUGCGUGUAUGGUAUCUUGACCAUGUAGAUGUACCUUGGGAUGUUGUCUAUAACGCCGACCCACUAGAAGGAAUACAGGAAGCUUCUGAACAAAAACUUGUGCUUGGAGGUGAAGUUUGCAUGUGGGGUGAGGUAGCUGAUACAUUGUUGAUGUUUUCAUAUUUGAAGUACUUUUUUGACCACAAAUGUCGUACCUACUCUCAUGAUAAGUUAACUGAGGUUAAGGAGGAUUGGGCUACUUAUGUGGUGGAUGAUGUUUUCGGAAAACAAGAAGCAAUUAUUUUGCCUAAUUAG